This is a messenger RNA of Doryrhamphus excisus (bluestripe pipefish), 4174 nucleotides long. It is a transcript of the gene rrp12, whose product is annotated as ribosomal RNA processing 12 homolog. The record is from RefSeq and is a predicted model, not a curated record. Lineage: Eukaryota; Metazoa; Chordata; Actinopteri; Syngnathiformes; Syngnathidae.
CUAAGGAAAAAAACGACGUGACGUCAUCAAUUGAGCGACAGCGUCAGCUGGAACCUGCGUGUACACAGAGCAGGGGAAGCGUGGUUAUUUUCUACCCGCUAAAAUGGUUAAAUCUGGGAAACUUCGAUCCGGGACGAGCGCUAAACUCAAACGAUGGAAGAAAGGACACAGCAGCGACUCAAAUCCGCAGACGAGUCGACAUCGACAGGCUGCUAAAAGUCGCUUCUUUAGCCGACCCUCGGGAAAGAGCGACCUGACAGUAGAUGCUCUAAAACUACACAAUGAGCUACAGACAGGUCCGUUGGAGGUCAGCACAGACAGGCAGAGGGAUGCGUUCAUGGAAGAUGAACCGGAUCAGGCGUUAUCAGACAGAACGUCAGGCACCUUCCUCAGCGGCCUGUCAGAUUGCUCCAACCUGACCUUUAGGAAAGUGCAGCGAUUCUGGGAAUCCAAUUCGGCUGCUCACAAAGAGAUCUGUGCAGUGUUGGCAGCUGUAACUGAGGUGAUUCGCAGUCAGGGAGGGAAGGAGACAGAAACAGAAUACUUUGCUGCUUUGAUGACCACUUUGGAGGUGGUGGAUUCACCGGAGUCACAGGCUGCAGUGGCAUACCUCCUCAACCUCACCAUGAAAAGGGUUCCUGCUCCGGUUCUCAUGUCCAAGUUCUCAGACACCACUAAGGCUCUGAUGGAUGUCAUGUCCCAACAAACCACGCCCGAAACAGGCUCAGCUCUCAGAUGGAUUCUGUCAUGCUUGGCUACUCUACUGAGGAAACAAGACGUGGCUGUGUGGGCGUACCCGUCCACUCUACAGGCUUACCACGGUUUGCUCAGCUUCACAGUGCACAGCAAACCUAAGGUCCGUAAAGCAGCACAGCAUGGAGUGUGCUCCAUCCUGCGAGGAAGUGACUUCCUGUUUGCAGACAAAGCGCCCACCAAUCACCCUGCUUCAGCAACCACAGCCAAGUUCUGCAUCAAGGAGAUGGAGCAGGCAGGAGUCAACAGAGAGGACACCACCACGCUGCAUGUGCUGGGCCUCCUCAAAGAGGUGGUGCCAACGUUCCCGCUCGGGGCCAUCAAGUCGUGUUGUGAGACACUGCUGCGAGUGAUGACGCUCAGCCAUGUGUUGGUGACUGCCAGCGCCAUGCAGACCUUCCAUAAACUCUUCAGUGCAAAGCCAGGUGCCUCCAGCUUGUCACCUGAACUCAACGCACAGAUCAUCACAGCGUUGUAUGACUACCUGCCCAGUGAGAGUGAUCUGCAGCCUCUGUUGGCCUGGCUAGCUGUCAUGGAGAAGGCACACAUUCACUUGGCAAGUCUGCAGAGCUCUUUGAGUCUGGGCCACCUUCCUCGCCUCUUCUCUGCCGCCAUGUCGUGUCUCUUGUCGCCUCACACACAGGUGGUGUCUGCGGCCGCCAGCACACUCAAGAUGCUGUUGAUAGAGUGUGUGGGCCCUCACAUGGAGGAAAUUGGCACGGUCACUGCCACGGCGUCUGUAGGGAACCCUUCCUAUGUCUGCAAAAUGUUUCGUAUAAUCGAAGAAGGGCUGUCCUAUCGCUUCCAUGCUUCCUGGCCAUUUGUUUUGCAAAUACUCGGUUGCUUUUACAAGGUUGCAGGGAAACAGGCACACCCCAUCAUGACCAAGUCCUUACAGUCUCUUGCCGACCUUCGUGAAACCCCUCGAUUCCCCUUCAGUGGUGAGUUGGAUCUGGCAGUAGGGGGCGCUGUGGAGAGCAUGGGCCCAGAAGUUGUACUGGCAACGGUGCCGCUUAACAUUACUGGCUAUGACGACAACCUGGAGUUCCCCCGCAGCUGGCUGAUUCCGGUCAUUCGUGAUCACCUAAAGAACACUAAGCUGGGCUUCUUCAACUCCUACUUCCUCCCUCUGGCCUACACGCUCAAGCAGAGAGCUGAAGAGUUGGAGCAAGUCGGUCAGAAGUUGGAGGCCAAAGUCUAUCAGACAUUACAGCUUCAGAUAUGGACAAUGUUACCUGGUUUUUGCACAUGUCCCGUGGACUUGGUGGCGUCCUUCAAAGGAGUCGCCCGCUCACUCGGCAUGGCCAUCAACGAGCGGCCCGACCUGCGGCUCACAGUGUGCCAGGCUCUGCGCACCAUUAUCAAUAAGAGCUGCACUACCGAGGACGAAAAAGCUGAAGUGAGUCGCUUCUCCAAGAACUUUCUUCCCAUCUUCUUCAACGUGUUCAGCCAGCAGCCUGCAGAUGGGGAGUCUACAGCCUACAGAAUGGCCGUCUUGGACACCAUUAAAGUCUACUUAACUGUUACUGACCCACAGAUGAUCGCUGCGUUCUUGGAAAAAGCCACAGAGAGAUUGACUAGCUCAGAAAGCACAGAGUUCACACGGCUGUCAAUGAUGGACCUUGUGGUUGCCAUGGCGCCCUUCCUGAAUCAGCUCAACAUGACUAAGACCUUCCAGCUCAUCAGGCCAUACUUGGAGACCAAAGAAGUAGGCAUGCAGAAAAAGGCGUACCGUGUGCUGGAGGAAAUGUGUGCUGGAGAGCAAGAGGAGUGCAGGCGUUUUGUUGUGGCCAACCUUGAGAUGCUUAAAGCGGUCCUGCUUGAGACUCUGAAAAACGCCUCUUCACCAGCAAAAAGGCCACGACUCAAGUGUCUGAUCCAUAUUGUGAAAAGGCUUGACAACGAACACAAAGACUUUAUCACGUCCCUGCUACCGGAGGUCAUUAUAUGUACCAAAGAAGUGUCUGUUGGUGCUCGUAAGAGCGCAUACACUCUGCUGGUGGAAAUAGGAAACGCAUUUGUGCGCUUCUGUGGUAACUGUAAAGCAGAGGCCGUGGAGCAGUACCUGUCGUUAGUCUAUGCUGGCCUUACAGGCUCCACCACCAUGAUCACCUGCACAGUGCUGGCCCUAACACGACUGGUGUAUGAGUACAACGACACCAUAGAGGUGUCCACCAUGGAGCAGCUGCUGCACAACGUCUGUCUCCUGCUGGGCUCGCGUACAAGAGAGGUGGUCAAAGCGGCACUGGGUUUCAUCAAGGUCAUCCUAUUCGUCAGGGAGCCCAAAACGUUGGCGUCGCAUGUCAACGUCUUGAUGGAAGGCAUCGGGAAUGUCAACGAUGACAUGAGGAGACACUUCAGAGUCAAACUCAAGAACGUCUUUACUAAGUUUAUUAGAAAAUUUGGGUUUGAGCUGGUGAAGAGCAUGCUACCCCCUGAACACCAUAAAGUGCUGGCCAACAUUCGCAAGGCAGAGGCUCGCAAUAAGAGACACAAGCAGGCAUCAGAGCAGCAGGAUGACUCGGACAGCGAAGAAGAGGCCCCGAAAAAUAAGAGUGACGGUAUUGAGGACAUCCUGGCAGGCUCGGAGAGCGACCUCUCAGAGGAUGAAGGCAAGGCGGCAGCAAAGAAGAAGCCUGGCAAACAGCAGAAGGGUCGGGCGUGGCUGAAAGAGGGAGAGGCGGAUGACCCGCUCAACUUUUUGGACCCCAAAGUUUCCCAAAGAGUGCUUGCCACCAACCCCGAGAUGAAAAGAAGCGUCAAGACUGAGCACGGCUUCAAGGUGACAUCAGACGGGCGACUGAUCAUCAAAGAGGAUGAAGACGAAGACGUGAACCAGAAAGAUGAUGAAGAGAUAAAGGAUGUUCUGGAAGAGGCUGGGGUGAAGAGUAAAAAGACCCAAAAGAGGAAAAUCAAAGAUGACCCUAUGGACAACAUGGAUGUAGAACCUCAACUCAAAUACAAAGCUGGCGGUAAAGGUAUCCACAGAGCUCUGGAUGGGAGCAGAGACUUUGGAGCAGAGUACAAGUCAAAGAAAGGCAAAGGUGAUGUGAAGAAACAAGGCAAACCGGACCCGUACGCUUAUAUCCCCCUUAGGAAGGCCCAACUCAAUCGCAGGAAGCGGGCCAAACUGCAGGGCCAGUUCAAGGGCAUGGUGAAAGGAGCCCAGAAGGGUGCAAUGGCGGGCAGGAAAAAAAUGCUGAAGAGCAAAAGAAAAGCUUGAAAAGCAUCAGUGAAUGGACUUUUAUGGACAUUAACUAGUAUGUUGGUAAAGUAAUGUACAGCCUUUGCGUGGAUGUUAUGAGGUGUGUUUGUGGUCUUAUGGGUGUCGAUGAGGUGACAUGUACUUCUACACUGAGCCACCAGAGGACAGUGUAGACCUCCAAAAAAGGAGGACAUCAUGAGUCUAAUAAAAAUAAUG